Meriones unguiculatus (Mongolian gerbil) is the source of this 1711-nucleotide messenger RNA. It is a transcript of the gene Mtarc1, whose product is annotated as mitochondrial amidoxime-reducing component 1. The transcript has 7 exons. Gene Ontology annotation, biological process: nitrate metabolic process. Lineage: Eukaryota; Metazoa; Chordata; Mammalia; Rodentia; Muridae. The record is from RefSeq and is a predicted model, not a curated record. Gene Ontology annotation, cellular component: mitochondrial inner membrane. Gene Ontology annotation, molecular function: nitrate reductase activity; molybdenum ion binding; molybdopterin cofactor binding. The coding region runs from base 1 to 1029 and encodes 342 amino acids.
AUGGGUGCCUCAGGCUCCUGGGCGCUGACCCUCCUCGGCUUCUCCGCGUCCCAGGUCCCCGCGCGGCCGCGGCACAUCUGGCUCGGUGUCGCCGCGCUGGGACUGGCCGCGGUGGGGCUGGGGACUGUGGCCUGGCGGCGCGCUCGUCCUCGGCGGCGGCGGCGCGGUCUGCUGCAACAGGUGGGGACGGUGGCACAGCUCUGGAUCUACCCGAUUAAGUCCUGCAAGGGAGUGUCGGUGAGCGAGGCGGAGUGCACUGCCAUGGGGCUGCGCUGCGGCCACCUGCGCGACAGGUUUUGGCUUGUGAUCGAUGAAGAGGGGAAGAUGGUCUCUGCCCGGCAGGAGCCUCGAUUGGUCCUGAUCUCGAUGACCUGCAAUGAUAGCACCCUGAUGCUCAGUGCAGCCUACACAAAAGACCUGCUGCUGCCCGUCACCCCGCCUCCCACAAACCCAGUGCUCCAGUGCAGAGUAAAAAGUCUGGAGGUGCAGGGCCGGGACUGUGGAGAGGCUGCGGCCACCUGGAUCAGUAGCUUCCUGAAGAUGCCCUGUCGCCUGGUGCACUUUGAGCCCAGCAUGCGUCCCAGAAGUUCUCAGCAAGUGAUCGGUUUGUUCGGGCCCAAGGACAAGGUGGCCUACUCAGAUGCAAGUCCAUUCUUGGUCCUUUCUGAGGCAUCGUUGGAAGAUCUCAACUCCAGGAUGGAGAAGAGGGUGAAAGUAUCAAACUUCAGGCCCAACAUAGUCAUUUCAGGAUGCGGUGUUUAUGCAGAGGAUUCUUGGAAUGAGCUUCUCAUCGGGGAUGUGGAACUGAAACGGGUGAUAGCUUGCGCCCGGUGCCGUUUAACCAUGGUGGAUCCAGAUACUGGCGUCAUGGACAGUAAGGAGCCUCUGGAAACACUGAAGAGUUACCGCCUGGGUGACCUUAUGGAACAAACAUUAUAUGGAAAGUUACCCCUCUUUGGACAAUAUUUUGUUCUGAAAAAUCCAGGGACAGUCAAAGUGGGAGACCCUGUGUACCUUCUGAGUCAAUGAUGGGAACUGUAUGUUCUAGAAGAGCAGAUGUCUCUUAAAAACGUAUUUUUAAAACUGACAUCACUUGAAAUGGUUACUCGGAUCUGUGAUUUCCAAGUUCUUCUUUCAGAUUUUCUUUUGUUUCACUAUUUCCUGAGUCCAGCACAUAAAGCAGAGAAAUACAGAUUUGCAAAUUUAGCAGGUCCCAUUAACUUUCUUGAAGAAUGAAGGGAUUAUCAAGAUGCCUUGUUUAUAAUUAUGAAGAAAUCCUCCUACUUCUGCACCCCUCGCCAAGACAGCAGAUGUCCAUCAUCUCCCUCCCCUUCUUUCGGGAAAGAGAAGAAAAAAGAAGGAAGGCCGUGUAAGCCAGAAGAAUGCUUUGCUACUCCUGAAUAUGGUGCAGACAAUGGAAAUUAAAUAUUUCUCCCAAGUAAAGUUGGAAUGGCGACAUUUCACUUUUCCCCUCAAACCCAGGGCUAGCCUUGAAGAGGGCUGAAAGAGUAAAUGCUGAAGAUAUUAAUGUUCCACAGAUUCUCCUGGAUCUGAUGCUGCUGCUUCCUAAACAAUGUCUGUGAAGAUUUAAUGGAUCCUUUAACUCAUGGAACAGCUCUGCAACGUCAGGGUGCAAAGCUAGAUCCAGACUGGGUCUCAGCUCUGUGAAAAGCAAAGUGACUCCGCUCUUGAGGCACAGUGUCAGUGCACC